CCAAAUUCGUUGUUUCUCACCAACUGCUGUGGCACGAGCGGGCACUGCGACUUCGAGGAGGGACAUGUCCAGACAGUCGAGUAGCAUACAAUCCCCGUAUCCUUACUCGCACCAGCAUCAGCUAUCCCGCUCUGCUUAUCCUAUAUUUCUCUCUUUACAAGAAACGAUCAAGCUACAAUUGACAUGGGCAUCCAGGGGUAUUCUUGAAGCCUUUCGGUGGGAUGUUGUCGUGAAGACCGCUACAAGCGAUCGUGAAAUUCGCUCAAAUAUUCUCAAGUCGUUGCUGCUCAAUUCUCUGUCCUUGACCUCCAUCUACGCGUUUGAUUUGCUUCUACAACCUCUCGUGCAUAACCACCCGGGCUGGCUUCACCGCAAUGUGGGAUGGUUUUAUCGUGUUCUUUGGCUGUUCCCGGUGGUUGGAGUGUCUUACUAUCUUAAUAGUUCCUGGUGCAAUCUUAUCGCGAAACGGUCCUUUGUCCUUCAGCACGGGAACCGCUCGGCACAUCAACAGCCAGUUACCUAUAACGGUAUGCUAACUAUGCUCGCCACGUCCGCAUACCGUGCUGUUAUGAUUCUUACCUCUGUUAUCGUGUCAUUGGCAUUGGGCUCAAUACCAAUUGCCGGACCGUGGAUGAGUUUUGCAUUUAUGUGCUGGGUUAAUGCAUAUUAUUGUUUUGAGUUUGUAUGGGUGGCCCGUAGUUCAUCCUUGGCCCAAAGAGUGCGUCAUCUAGAAGAACGAUGGGCAUACUACUUCGCAUUUGGUCUUCCGUCCGCCGUGAUCUGCAAUUGUGGAAGUGGACUGGCAAACGCUGCCCUUUUCGCACUCAUGUUCCCCGCCUUUAUCAUAAUGGCGAUGCACGCACGGCCCGUCCCGCAGGAUCCUUACAAUCCUGCACCAUUCACGGAGUCUACCGACGCUAUGCGCUUUCCUUCGCCGCUCGUUCCGAUUAGGAUGCCGGUCUUUGCAAUUGUCAUUUGGCUGAACGAUCUCAUCGUCAGAGUGUUAAGUGUCGGUGGCAGCGCGGGUACUCGACACCGGAGAACACCAAGCGAAACUACCGAACAGGCAGAAGAAGGGGCAGGUGUUGAAUUAAGGAAUGUCGGUCGUACGGCGAGAGGUGAUUCCCCAGCUGUUCAGGCAAGGAGGCUUGGAGAAAGGCCACCGAGGAAUGGCAAGGCACCUAGUGCUGUGAGGCGAAAGAGGGAUUGACGGAUAUCACAAUCAUGAUCUUACUGGCAACUUUGACUCAUACUUGCAUGCCAUUGCUUGAUAUCACGCACAACCCUCGCAAUUCUAUACC
Suillus paluster is the source of this 1301-nucleotide messenger RNA. RefSeq names its product etoposide-induced protein 2.4-domain-containing protein. The record is from RefSeq and is a predicted model, not a curated record. Lineage: Eukaryota; Fungi; Basidiomycota; Agaricomycetes; Boletales; Suillaceae. The transcript has 6 exons. Gene Ontology annotation, biological process: macroautophagy. Bases 65 to 1210 code for a protein of 381 amino acids. Gene Ontology annotation, cellular component: endoplasmic reticulum.